AUGACCUCUGCCUGGUUAACCGUCCCUAGGUACGAACUAGAUACUGGUCUUUGUAGAAGGUACGGGAAGGCUUAUGCAAGUUCGAUUGUGACUUUUCCAGGGGCGCAGUCGCAUAUCAUCCAGAUCGCCGGCGUGAGGGGCGACAGCUCUUACAGCGCCUACGUCAUACCGGAUAUCCCCAUCGGCGUAAGGGCCACGGCGGUGACAGGCAUCUCGCUAAACAAAGGCCUCUUAUGGCACCAUGGACGCGUCGUUGAGGCUCAGCCAAUAAGGAAUGCACUGAAGGGCUUCUUCGAGUUCUUGGGCCCUGGCCGAGUCCUGCUGGUCGGCCACAACGCAAAGACGUUCGACAGUCGCGUACUGAUCACGACAGCCACCAACACGGGUAUGAUCAACGUUCUGAAAAUGCAAACUCUUGGAUUCCUCGACACGCUGCCACUUUUUCGCAAGCUGUACCCACGCAGGAAGACACAUACACUGGGAGAUCUCCACAAGAGUCUCAUCGGCGAGAAGUUCGCGGCCCACAAUGCCUCGGCAGACACACGUGCACUCCAGAGGCUAGUGGAGAAGGUGAGCCCGGACCUGAAGACCAUGGAGGCCUACACGUUCGAUGUCGAGUACGUGGAGGCGGCGUUGGCUUACUUGUACAUGAAAAAGGAAAAUAUGGAGACUCUUUACCCUCUUGAGAAUGUAAACGUGAAAGUAUCCAUGUUAGAGAAGAUCGCUGCAAGCGGCCUCAAGAUGGAGCAUCUUCAAGCAGCCUACAAAAGCGACCGAGAGAACGGGAUUCGAGAACUCUUUGCGCAGCAAUUGCCCGACGGGAAGGCCAGGGUUACAAGGGUAAAACGAAUUGUUGAUAAUGUCAUUUCGUUCUUCGAAAAUGCCGCCUAAUUCUGCGUUUACUCUGUUUGUCCAGAGCAAACGAAUCUGAAAAACCGGUUGGAGCCUCGUCUAUGUCCAGACAAGUCAACUCGGACUUUUAAAGAAGCUUUUGGGUUUUACCUGAAUAAUAAUAAGAGCAUAAAUUUUUAAGAUGUUUAUGACACUAGGCUAGAAAUAAUUAUUAUGCAUUUGUGUCAUUGGUUGAUGUACAUCCAUCAACAUGAACCCGAACCCAAUGCACAAGAACCAUUUUGCAUUUGAUUUCUUCAGUAUUUAAUUAUAUAUCAGCUCACAGUUGUUUAAUGUUGGGAAGUCUAUCCAUGCUCAAUAUCAGUCAUUAAUAAAACAAGGCCUUCAGGAGUAUUAUGGACUAUUUCCUGAAAGCUCUCUGCACCAUUUUUUUUUUCUGGUCACAUGUGUGACCAGGAAAAGCACCGCAGAGCAGGUAGGACGACCACACCCCACCAGUUCUUAUUGGAAAAAGUGGAAUGGAAUUCAUACUUUUAAAAUAACCAAGGGAGAAAGCAAGAUUUGCUGAAUUUGAGAGACCAUAUGCUGUUCAAAAUGCUACAUUAAAAUAAUAGUAUGUAGAGUUAUAACAUCAGAUAUGUAAUAAAGGCUUGUUGAUAAUCUUAAAAGGUUUAUCGUCUGUGACAUAUUUGUAGGAUACAAUGACAUUAAAGAUUUAGGAAUUAAGACUAAAAUUCUUUGAGGAUAGAAUUGUGAUUUAAGGAAAAAGUAAUUUUCUGAAACCAAACAAGAAACCACAGAGAACCCCGUGCAAGGUCGUUAACUUCUAGCCAAUCAAGGUAGAUCAUCUUUUUUAUAUAAUUUACACAAAGACUCGCUCCCCAUCCUCCCCCCAGUAUGUAUUAAGCAGAAAGCUAAAAAAUUUAACAUUGGUCUCAGGAUCUCCAAGGUCUUACGCAGUGGUUCAUUCUUAACCGGAGGUGCGAGGUUAGGGCGUUAUUCACAAAAAGUCUUAGACCCCGCAAUUUGUCUAAGACAAAAAAAAAAAAAGUCCACGACUUGCCCCGUG
Molecule: messenger RNA, 1921 nt
Organism: Penaeus monodon (black tiger shrimp)
Lineage: Eukaryota; Metazoa; Arthropoda; Malacostraca; Decapoda; Penaeidae
Exons: 2
Coding region: 1-891 (296 amino acids)
Biological process (GO): DNA catabolic process
Cellular component (GO): cytoplasm
Molecular function (GO): 3'-5'-DNA exonuclease activity; nucleic acid binding
Source: RefSeq, a predicted model, not a curated record